GGGGCGCGAGGCGGCGCGCGGCGGUGCGGCAGGAGGGCGCGCGGACAAUACCGGGGCGGCGGAGCGGCCCGGACCGAUCCCGUUCGGAACCCGCUCGGCUCGGCCCGGAACCGCUCGGUUCCAUUCGUCCGCGAUCGGCUCGGCCCGGAACCGCUCGACCCCGCUCGGCUCGGCCCCGCCCCGUCUCCAUCCCGCUCGGCUCGGCCUCGCUCGGCGCGGCCCGGCCCGGCACCAUGCUGGCGCUCUUCAACAAACUGCUGGACUGGUUCCGGGCGCUGUUCUGGAAGGAGGAGAUGGAGCUGACCCUGGUGGGGCUGCAGUAUUCGGGCAAGACCACCUUCGUCAACGUGAUCGCGUCAGGACAGUUCAAUGAGGACAUGAUCCCAACCGUGGGCUUUAACAUGAGGAAGAUCACCAAGGGCAAUGUCACCAUCAAGCUCUGGGACAUUGGUGGCCAGCCGCGGUUCCGUAGCAUGUGGGAGCGGUACUGCCGUGGAGUCAGUGCCAUCGUGUACAUGGUGGAUGCUGCUGACCAGGAGAAGAUAGAAGCCUCCAAGAAUGAGCUACACAACCUGCUUGACAAGCCCCAGCUCCAGGGCAUCCCGGUCCUGGUGCUGGGGAACAAGCGAGACCUCCCUGGUGCCUUGGAUGAGAAGGAGCUCAUUGAGAAGAUGAACCUCUCUGCCAUCCAGGACCGUGAGAUUUGUUGCUACUCCAUCUCCUGCAAAGAAAAGGACAAUAUUGACAUCACCCUACAGUGGCUUAUCCAACACUCAAAGUCGAGGAGAAGCUGAGAUCCUGCAGAGCACGGCUCAGAUUGGGAAGAUGCCAUUGUACAAGCCCCUGCCCCUCCUCUCACCUGCUCUGUCCCUCAAGAUCUCUCUAGUUGGGUAUUUUUAGGGGACCCCAGACUCCGCUCUUGUUGAGGUGGAGCCCUUGUUUUUAUUGUAAAGAAAAUGUCCAACUCUGCCCUCCUCUCCUCCCUCUCUCUGUCUCUCCCUCCUCUUUUGGCACUAUUCUGUUGUUGUCUGUGUAUACAGUAUAUAUAUAUAUGUAUAUAUAUUUUAAUUUUUUAAGUUAAGCAACAGUGCUGAACUGAAUGGGCCCUGUGAGCAGUAGGAAAGCUGAGGGUGCCCUGAGGCUGCCUGAGGGAGAUGAGGGUGUCAGAAGGGAGCUCCCUGGGGACAGGGCCGUGCCAGGCUCUGGGCAUGUCCCUUGGGACUCACUCACCUCACUCACCUCCUCCCAGGGUCCUCCCUGAGCCCUGGGCUUGGGGUGUCAGGACUCUGCCUGCCUUGUCCUCCUGAGCCUUCAGUCCCAUGGGGCUGGGAUUGGGGUGAGGCAAUGCCUCCUCCUGGGCUCCUCCCUGCUUUGGGAUCUGUCACCCCCUGCCUCUGGCUGCUCUGCCACUGCCCCAACCACCCCCUCCUCCUCUUCGUCCUUCUCCUGCCCUGCUCCUGUCCCUGCUGUGCUGGGGUGGCCAUGCAGGGGCUGGUGCCAGCACGGGGAGGGGGUCCCAGUGAGCCCAGUGUCCCCACAGGGAGGUGGCUCAUGUCCCUUCCCUGCUGCAGCUGCCCCCAGAGGUAGCAAAAGGGCUGGGGGCUGCUGGCUCAGCCCUGGCCAAGGACAUGGUGCAGGGACCCUGGGGAGGGGGAGCACACAUGGGGACACCCAGGGACAUCCCAGAGAUACACGUGGGGUCAGAGAGUCCCUGCACACCCAGUCCCCUGCCUGCCAGUGCUGGGCAGUGUUCCAGAACCUUCCCAGCUCCCCGUGCCCUGCUCCCCACAGCACCCCCAGCUCUGCUGCCUGGGGGCUGGGGAGGGGACAGUUGGGUCCUGAUCAGCAGGAGGAAAUUCUGGGGGGAGGCUUUUCCCCAUCUGCAUCGUCUGAUGAGUUGCUGGGGCUCUGGAGGUGCAAGCAGGGGGCCUGGACAGUGGGGUUGGAGCCAGUUUAGGAGGCUUAGUGGGCUGGGGGGGACAAACUGGUACCUGGAGGGGUCAGGUCAGAGGCAGAGCAGAGGGAAGCAGCUGCCUGUAUCCAGCUGAGGGCUGGGGCAGGGGGUGGGGGGGGGCUGGGGGGUCCUUGUUGCUGGGGAUUUCUCUUCUGUUCUCAUUUUUUGCGGAGUUGCACAGAGAGGUUUCCUUUUUUUUUUUUUUUUUAUUAUAAUGAUUUAUAAAGUGUUGUCACCCCCCCCUUGUACCCUUUUUUUUUUUUUAAGACAUAUUUUGGCUCAGAUUUGACCUCUGUUGGGAAAUGAUUCUUGUAACUGUACUCUUUUUUUUUUUUGCCUCCUAAUAAUAAUAAAUUAACAAUUU
This is a messenger RNA of Calypte anna (Anna's hummingbird), 2318 nucleotides long. It is a transcript of the gene ARL8A, whose product is annotated as ADP ribosylation factor like GTPase 8A. Gene Ontology annotation, cellular component: lysosomal membrane. Lineage: Eukaryota; Metazoa; Chordata; Aves; Apodiformes; Trochilidae. Gene Ontology annotation, molecular function: GTP binding; GTPase activity. The record is from RefSeq and is a predicted model, not a curated record. The coding region runs from base 234 to 794 and encodes 186 amino acids. Gene Ontology annotation, biological process: anterograde axonal transport; protein transport. The transcript has 7 exons.